AUGGCAAAUAAUUAAAUCUCUACUUAAAGAUUAAUGCGUGAAAAACAAAAGAUGGAGUAAAAUCCAAGUGAUACCUUUUUGGCAUUACCUACUCGUUAGAAUAUUUUUGAAUGGCACUUUGUUUUAUUUAAUUUUGCUAAUGAUUCACCAUAUAAAGGAGGAUAAUUUCACGGAAUAAUCCACAUCCCAUCUGACUACCCACUUAAACCUCCAUCAAUUAAAUUUGUUACUCCAAAUGGCAGAUUUGCUGUUGGAGAAAAAAUAUGUUUGUAAAUAUCAUAUAUAAGACUCUUAGAUCAUUCACAAAUUAUCAUCCUGAAACAUGGAGUUCUUCAUGGACAAUUGCAUCUAUGCUUAUUGGUUUAAUAUCAUUUAUGCAUACUAAUGAAAAAACAGUAGGUGGUGUUGAUUGUAAUAACUAUUAGAAAUAAAUAUAUGCAAAAUAGUCAAUUAAGCAUAAUUUACUUAACCCAUAAUUUAUUGAACUAUUCUCUCCUCAUUUUGAAAAGUUAUCUAUACGUUUAAAUGAAACUUAAGAAAGUUAAUCUUAGUAACCUGAUUUUCAGGUAAACUUACUUCCAUAAAGACAAGAAGAAUAGGCUGAUAUAAAUGCCAAUAACAAUAAUAUUAAUAACAAUAAUGCAGCUAGAAAAUUGAUAGUCUUAAUAGUUUUAUUGUUAGCCGUUAUAUUAUUAAUGUCCUAUGUGAUUUUUGGAUUAAUUUGAA
Paramecium pentaurelia is the source of this 726-nucleotide messenger RNA. The record is from the annotation of a GenBank genome assembly. NCBI's taxonomy places the organism in Eukaryota, Ciliophora, Oligohymenophorea, Peniculida, Parameciidae.